Messenger RNA from Diaporthe batatas, 333 nucleotides. RefSeq lists its product as uncharacterized. The coding region runs from base 1 to 333 and encodes 110 amino acids. The transcript has a single exon. The record is from RefSeq and is a predicted model, not a curated record. NCBI's taxonomy places the organism in Eukaryota, Fungi, Ascomycota, Sordariomycetes, Diaporthales, Diaporthaceae.
AUGGUCUUCGGGAUUCGCGCUUCGUACCAUCCUGCGCAAACCGCGAGGCACGACUCCUACCAGAGCCCUCUCGUCUGCCCCUGCGCAGCAUGCUUUGACGGGGCGGAGCGCAGGCAGACGCGCGAGGCUUGUGAAAACCCAGCGAAACAGUUGACCAUACCUACUGGCAGCGGCUCCUCUGUUCCAAAACCACCCCCAGUCUGGAAACGCGCCGAGACCUCGGGAUGGCAAAAGUUUGGGCUUCCGCUGGGCCGGAGGCGGACGGCCGAAUCGACGGCCUCGACACGGCCGCUGCAGGCGGCGGUGCAGGGGGUUCCCCAAAGCGGACAGUGA